Messenger RNA from Tilletiopsis washingtonensis, 1177 nucleotides. RefSeq lists its product as hypothetical. Gene Ontology annotation, biological process: poly(A)-dependent snoRNA 3'-end processing; U4 snRNA 3'-end processing; CUT catabolic process. The transcript has 2 exons. Gene Ontology annotation, molecular function: RNA binding. Lineage: Eukaryota; Fungi; Basidiomycota; Exobasidiomycetes; Entylomatales. Gene Ontology annotation, cellular component: nuclear exosome (RNase complex); cytoplasmic exosome (RNase complex). The coding region runs from base 40 to 1137 and encodes 365 amino acids. The record is from RefSeq and is a predicted model, not a curated record.
CACCUCCUGCUCACCCCUCCACAAGCCUUCCUGCCAGCCAUGGCUUCGUUCGUCGUCGAGCGCGUCCGGCCACAGGGCGCCUCUGCUGCCGCAUCCACCAGCUCGCUGGCGCCGCUCGCCAGCUACAUGCACCUCUCCGGCCACGCCGACCCGGCGCCCGAGCUCGACGACGAUGCGCCCUGGCUCGACCCCGAGGCCGCCGACGAGGCUGCCGCUCAGGGGGGCGCACGUCUCGCCUCCGCCGGCGAGGUCAUCGCCUCGAGCGCCGCCUUCAUGCGCGGCCACGGCGCCUUUCUCUCGGCCGCACUCGCCGCGUCCGCUGGCGCAGAGGCACCCGCCAUCGUGGCGUCGCUGUGCGGCACGGUCAGCCGCGUGAACCGUCUCAUCAGCGUCGCGCCCGUGCGCACUCGCUACGCGCCCGAGGUGGGCGACCUCGUCGUCGGGCGCAUCGCAGACGUAUCAGCUGGGCAGCGGCGUUGGCGCGUCGAGCUCGGCGCGCGGCAGCUGGCGGCCCUGGCGCUGGCCAGCGUCAAUCUGCCCGGCGGCGUGCAGCGGCGCAAGCUCGAGGCCGACGAGCUGCAGAUGCGUCAGUUCUUCCAGGAGCAGGACCUGCUCGUCGCCGAGGUGCAGAGCUCCUUUGCCGACGGCUCCGUGGCGCUGCACACGCGCUCGCUGCGCUACGGCAAGCUGCGCAACGGCGCCCUCGCCCUCGUGCAGCCUGUGCUCGUGCAGCGCCUCAAGAGCCACUUCGUCACGCUGCCGCAGGCCGACGUGGACCUGACGAUUGGCCUCAAUGGCUACGUGUGGGUCUCGAAGCACCAGAAGUUCGACGUCGACAAGGCGGAGGGCGAGGCUAAACGCAUCGAGAGCGGGCUGGCGGGCAAGGGCACAGGGCGUGAUGUGGACGGCGUGUACAGCGAUGUCAACGAGACACUCCCGGCACGGACACAUCUCGCCAUCUCGCGGCUAACAGCGCUGCUGGCGCAUCUCUCAGCGGCGCACCUGCCCAUCUCGGACACGAGCAUCUCGCGCGCCUACGACGCCAGCGUGGCGCUCUGGCCGCUCGAGCGCGGCGCCAUGGAGGACCUGGUCGUGCGCGAGGUGCUGGCCGACGUGCGCGAGUCAUUGCGGCAAUGAGACGAGUCACGAGCAACAGAGCUGCUUUGAAGGAGAGCGG